Astyanax mexicanus (Mexican tetra) is the source of this 4326-nucleotide messenger RNA. RefSeq names its product nuclear receptor subfamily 2, group C, member 2 (gene nr2c2). NCBI's taxonomy places the organism in Eukaryota, Metazoa, Chordata, Actinopteri, Characiformes, Acestrorhamphidae. Bases 761 to 2644 code for a protein of 627 amino acids. The record is from RefSeq and is a predicted model, not a curated record. The transcript has 15 exons. Gene Ontology annotation, molecular function: zinc ion binding; nuclear receptor activity; RNA polymerase II cis-regulatory region sequence-specific DNA binding. Gene Ontology annotation, biological process: anatomical structure development; cell differentiation; positive regulation of transcription by RNA polymerase II.
GGCAGGCCCGAGCGGGGGCACGGUCCGAGGUGGCGCUGCUGCUGCAGCUUCUUCUUUCGCGGAAGAAUAAACCAGCCGGCGGCUGCAGGCUGAGUUUACCGCUUGUCCGCGAAAAUCAUAGCCGCGUAUAUAUUUCUCCCUCAGCUGAUCCGCCCGCGGAUCAGCCGUGCGCUCCGGGGAGGAACCCCAGCGCUAUAACGGAGUGUAGCCUGUUAGCCAGCUAGGCUAGGUUAGCAUGUUAGCCUAGCGCAGUGAACUCGGCCUUUUACCUUUGCCUUCCUGCAGCGCGGCGGCUUUUUUGGGUUUUCUCCGCAGCGCUAAAAACCCCAGACCUGCCGCGGGCCGCCGGGAUGCUCCAUUGCGGCUAAAUGAAAACCAGACUAUCUCUAUUUUAGCUGAACGAACUGAUUUAAUUCAGCCUCGGGUUUUGUAUCCUGACGCUGACGGCUGUUAGACAGCUUCUCCAUUUUGUGACAUUUUUAACUAAACACUUGAUGAGCUGUGGGUUGUGUGAGCGCUCAGUUAUACUGUCUCCUCACAUAACCAGUUAACGUUAAAUACUUUAGUAAAUUAGUUAUAACACUAAUAAACACUUACGGUAGAGAUUUGUUUAGAUAGGUUAUCUAAUUCUACCGGAAUGAAACACACACACACUCUCUCACACUCUGCUGUCCUGAACUACCGUUAUAACGGUGGGACUGUUAACAAAUGAGGCACUGGCAUUGGUCCAGUCAGACACCAAUAAUGACCUUAUAUCGCCAUGACAACCAGUCUGGAGGUGCUGGCUCAGCAGAUAGUGACCACUGAGCAGGUUGCAGAGUCUUUACAGAUGCAGUCUUCCCCUUCAGACAGCCCAGUGAUGAAUGCCUCUCCUCAGCGCAUUCAGAUCAUAUCGACUGACCCCUCUGUCACCACACCACAGAGAAUUCAGAUUGUGACUGAUCAGCAGACAGGCCAAAAGAUCCAGAUUGUGACGACGGUGGAUCCUGCCAGUGUUUCUAAGCAGCAGUUUAUUCUGGCUGCUCAUGAUGGCACACCAGCAGGCAAAGUUAUCCUAGCAUCCCCAGAUAGCCCUAGCACAAAACAGCUCAUCUUUACUACGGCCGACAGUCUCGUUCCUGGCCGAAUACAGUUUGUUGCAGAUGCUGUGUCAGUGGAGAGGCUACUGGGUAAAGGUGGAGAGGUGGGCAGACCGCAGCCUGUAGAGUACUGCGUGGUUUGUGGAGAUAAAGCUUCAGGGAGGCACUAUGGCGCAGUGAGCUGUGAGGGCUGUAAGGGCUUUUUCAAGCGAAGUGUCAGGAAGAGUCUGACAUACAGUUGCCGUAGUAACCAAGACUGUGUGGUCAACAAGCAUCAUCGCAACCGCUGCCAGUUCUGCCGCCUCAGAAAGUGCCUUGAGAUGGGCAUGAAGAUGGAGUCUGUACAGAGUGAAAGGAAGCCGUUAGACCUGCCCAGAGAGAAGCCCGCUAACUGCGCUGCCUCUACUGAGAAAAUCUAUAUCCGAAAAGACUUACGAAGUCCUCUCAUAGCAACGCCUACCUUUAUCACAGAGAAAGACGGCUCACGGUCAGGGUUAUUGGACCCUGGGAUGCUGGUGAAUAUUCAGCAGCCUCUCAUCCAGGCUGAUGGCACGUUACUCCUUGCAACAGACACUAAGGCAGAGACGGGUCACGGCGAUCUGGGCACGCUGGCUAAUGUGGUGACGUCACUGGCAAACCUUAAUGACUCACUCAAUAAUGGAGAUACCUCAGACAGCCAGCAGGAGGAGUCAGCCAGUAAAAUUACACGUGCCUUUGACACUCUGGCCAAAGCGUUAAACCCCAAUGAGGUAGGUGAGGGGCAGAACCUCUCAGAGGCUGACUGUGUAGGCGGGGCCACAAUACAGGUGAUCAGCAGAGAUCAGGUUACACCUCUUAUAGAAGUGGAGGGUCCUUUACUUACGGACACGCACGUCAGCUUUAAGCUGAUGAUGCCAAGUCCGAUGCCUGAGUUUCUGAAUGUACAUUAUAUUUGCGAGUCUGCAUCUCGUCUGCUUUUUCUAUCCAUGCACUGGGCGCGCUCCAUACCAGCCUUCGCUGCUCUCGGGCAGGAGUGUAACACGUCUCUGGUACGGGCGUGCUGGAACGAGCUAUUCACAUUAGGUCUGGCUCAGUGCACUCAGGUCAUGAGUCUCUCUACUAUCCUCGCUGCCAUCGUCAAUCAUCUCCAGACAAGUAUACAAGACGACAAGCUGUCUAGUGAGCGUGUAAAGCUGGUGAUGGAGCACAUCUGGAAGCUGCAGGAGUUCUGUAACAGCAUGGUCAAGCUGGAGACAGAUGGCUAUGAAUAUGCCUACCUGAAAGCCAUUGUGCUCUUCAGUCCAGAUCAUCCAGGUCUGAACAGCAGCAGUCAGAUUGAGAAGUUCCAGGAAAAAGCACAGAUGGAGCUGCAGGACUAUGUGCAAAAGACCUAUCCAGAUGACACUUACAGGCUGGCACGGACUUUGAUGCGUCUGCCUGCGCUGAGGUUAAUGUGCUCCAGCAUUACAGAGGAACUUUUCUUUACUGGACUAAUCGGAAACGUUCCCAUCGACAGCAUCAUCCCUUACAUUUUAAAAAUGGAGACUGCAGAUUACAACAGCCAGAUCACUGGCCCAACUGCAUGACUACAUCGAGACCUCUCUGGACCUGCAGAUGCUUACUUAAAUCCUGCAGCUCCUUCGCCUUCAUGCUGAUGGAUGCAAAAGUUAUAUAAAAAAAUGUUUUUUGUUCUUUAACAUUUGUGUUUUCCUAAUGCAAGCAAGCUCUGCCUGCAGAAGAGCCGUAGCAGCGAAAUCAUCUGACUGAAGGUGGAUGUUACUUAAGAUGGAUGCAUUGUAGUUCUCUGAGUGGUGCAUCAUGGAAUUUUUAGUUCUACUAUCUGGGCAUUAUUUUUUCCAUUUCAAUACGGAAAAAAGCUGCAGACAACAGAGAGAAUUGUGAGACAUUAGGGCUACUUUUCAAUUUCCACCAUGUACAAGAUUAAUACAGUGUAUUAAGGAUUUUGGUAGGCUAUUAUAUAGUCUGCUGUAAUUCAGUAAGCAUCUCCAUAUAAUGUAGUGAGGAAAGUUACUCAAGGCCAGUCAUCCAGAUACAAUCAUUAAAGCCUUGAUGGAGUUUCCUAUGCAAAAAGUGGCAUCAGUGUCUCUAUAACCUGAAUGUUUAAAAAAACAUGAAGCCCUGAAUCAAAUCUGCAAUAUUUAUCAGAGUAAGAUCUCUGAUUGAUAAAGUAGCACUAUUACAGCAGCAUUUUGUUUGCAGCUAGGUUUGGACUAAACUGCAACACCGGUGAUUGGUGAAUAACUGUUUAAUAAAAAUCCCUUUUAGUGUAAAUUCACACUUAAUCUGACCCCAAAAUGAUUGAUGCGUAUUUAGUCAAUAUCUUUCACUGCUAUAAUCUUUUUCCCUUUUUUGUUUAUGUAGCCAUACUAGAGAGUGGGGAGUCACUGAUAUUUUACUGAUAUAUUACUGAUAUAUUACAGAACACCUCUGCUAACCGGACAAUCAGCUUACAGUAGUAUAGCUAACUUAUUUCACUUUUUUUUUUUUUUUACAUUUUCCUUAUUCAUCUUGCUUAUAUUCCUUCCUAUUUUUAUAUUUAUUUUAAUGAUACAUUAUUAGGCUUUUCAUUAGAACAUGGACUGAUGAUGUUCAGUUUUUAGUGUAAACUUAUUUAUCGACUUAAGUCACAUCUAGGAAGUUUUCAGUUUACUCCACAUCUCACAACAUGCAUCUGCCUUAUUACCAGCUGGUUUCUUUAAGCAUCAAGGUUUUUUUUAUUUAUUUUUGAAAGCCAUUCUUUCUUAAUGUAUUUCCUGCUUUUCUGUCAUUUGCUAUUAUGAUAGCUGUGUCUUCUGUGAAAUGUACUCAAAGUACAGUCAUGCACUUAUGAAUAUUAUAAGAAAUUGUGAAAUGCAUAAUUUUGCCCUUUUUGAGGGGGAGGCAUCAACCAUAAGGUGGUUAUGAAAAUCUGCUACAUACCUGAAAUGUAUGUGUACUGUAUGAUGGCCUACCUAAAUAUUUGGGUUUAAACCCCAUCAAGACUGUUUUUAAAGCUGUUGUGGUAACAUGUUUAAUGAGAUUUAUACUACAUGUAAUUUCAUUAAAAUGAUUGCAUGUUAAUGUAAAGCAGUUUUUUUUUUUUCCUCUGGCAUAAAAAUGUUAAGCAGUUUUGUUUGUAUAUAUAGUGCAUUGCAGUGCAUGAGGUAGCAUUUUAUUAAAUGCUGUAUCAAGGUGGAGUAUAAUUGUUGUGUCUUAGAAAUACAUAUUUAUCUACCGGAGAAAAAUAAAUUAAAAGCAGCCAAUUUUA